This is a messenger RNA of Vigna unguiculata (cowpea), 573 nucleotides long. Its product is annotated as SKP1-like protein 14. The record is from RefSeq and is a predicted model, not a curated record. NCBI's taxonomy places the organism in Eukaryota, Viridiplantae, Streptophyta, Magnoliopsida, Fabales, Fabaceae. Gene Ontology annotation, biological process: ubiquitin-dependent protein catabolic process.
AUGGCAGAGAGAGGAGAAUCGUCGGAAGCCGUUAUGCUGAAGAAAGCAAAGGAAGAAAAAUUGCGAAAGGGGAAAAUGAUAGUUGGAGAUGAAUCGAAAGCAGAAUUUGAAGAAGGAGAAAAGGUUAAACAAUAUGAAGAAGAAAAAAAAGUUAAACUGGUAACUUCAGAUGGAGUGACCAUGGAAGUGGAAAUUUCAAUCGUGAAGGAGAUGGAAACUAUUCAAACAUUUAUCGGUGCCAUAGAUACUGAUAAUUCUUUUAUCUUUCCAAUUUCCAAUGUGAGCAGCCACAUCCUGAAUCAAAUCAUAGAGUUGGUAAAGGGAGAGUAUGAUGAAGAAUCGGCGAAGAAGCUGAGUCAUGAUGAGUUGAAGGAGAUGCUUGUCGCUGCCAAUUACCUUAACAUGAAGACUCUUUUUCAUUUUAUUGCCACCUGCAUAGCAAACAUUAUUCAGAAUAAGAGUGUUGAGUUUGUUAGAGACUUUUUUGGUAUAAUUAAUGAUUUUACAGAGGAGGAAGAGGCUGAGCUCAGGAAAACUAAUGAAUGGGCAUUCCAAGGGGUCGAUGAAGAUUGA